AUGCGUCUGGUUCCUUACUUCGCUGCCGUGGCUUCGGCCAUAUUCGCUCUCCUUGUAUCCGCUAGCCCCAUAGAAAGCGUCAAACGCCAGUCUACCUACGUAGGCUACCUCAUCUCGACAUUUUCGGACGCGAACCCGGCGGUGCAACUCUACCUGUCGAAUGGUAACUCGCCAACCAGUUUUAGUAAGCUGAACAGAGGGAAUGCGGUCUUGACAUCCUCGGUGGGAACCAGAGGUGUGCGAGACAUUUUCCUCGCAUCGAACAGUGCUCGAACACAGUUCUAUAUGAUUGCAACUGACCUAGACAUCAAUGCAUCAGGAUUUUCUUGGGAUCGAGCUACGCGUCAGGGCAGCCGAGGAAUCGUGGUAUGGAAGUCGAGCAACCUGGUGGAUUGGUCAGGACCGACCCUGGCUACAGUCGAAGGUGCAACCGCCGGGCUCGAUCGCAUUCGCUACGCCACCACCAAAGACUUCGCGACAUUCAGCUCGCCGCGAGACUACGUCGCGCCUUCAGGGACCCCCGUGAUCGAUCAAGAGUUCCAGUACCUAGGUACAUCCAGUCACUAUGCUCGCUUCAUCAAAAACGAGACCGUCAACCAAGUCUACCAGGAAAUGACCACCGGCGGCCUGUUUGGAUCAUGGACGAGGGUCCCUGGGUACGUUGUUUCGGGAAGCCCCUGGGAGGGACCGGCGUCGUUUGCGGAUAACGCGGCAGCUGGACGCUACUAUCUCCUGCUCGACAACUACUCUCAGUAUGUGCCGUUCCAGACGUCGAAUAUUAAUUCGCCGAGCUGGUCGGCUGCUGGCACGUCUGGCUUUCCGUCGGGGUUGAAGCAUGGCUGCGUUACGCCUGUCACGCAGACUGAAUAUAACGCUCUUCUUGCUCGGUAUCCUCGGUAA
Messenger RNA from Trematosphaeria pertusa, 900 nucleotides. RefSeq names its product glycoside hydrolase family 43 protein. The record is from RefSeq and is a predicted model, not a curated record. NCBI's taxonomy places the organism in Eukaryota, Fungi, Ascomycota, Dothideomycetes, Pleosporales, Trematosphaeriaceae. Bases 1 to 900 code for a protein of 299 amino acids. The transcript is spliced from 4 exons.